Molecule: messenger RNA, 1163 nt
Organism: Paramecium primaurelia
Lineage: Eukaryota; Ciliophora; Oligohymenophorea; Peniculida; Parameciidae
Source: the annotation of a GenBank genome assembly
CGUUAAUAUAAUAAUGCAUAAAGUACCAACUUCAAGAUCUGCUUCAAGCAAUCGAAUAACUUUAAUUAAUAAACUCAGCUCACCUUUACACACUCAAUAAGAUAUACUAGAUCAUAAAAUCAACUAGAAAGAACUUAUUGAAUCAUUACUCAAAACAAUCAAGAGAAAACCCACUUAAAAUGAGAAACCAUAAAAAAGAAUACGAUCUAAUGCUAAUUCAGGUCAAAAAUUGGUUGAAAUCAAUAAAAAUGUCUUACAUAUAAGAGAUUAUGAGACUGAAUAAUAGACAUUUAAGAAAAUGCUCAAUAAGACUAUUUUACCUAAAGCAUAAUAAUUAUCUAAUUAUACUAUGUUAUAAUUCUUAGGCAAAGGUAAAUAUAGUGAAGUAAAACUGGCUUGUGAAAUCAAUACUGGAAUACAUGUCGCACUUAAAAUAAUGAAAAAAGAAUAAAUUUCUUCUAUUUGGAAAAGUAUUGCAUAAGAAUUAAAGAUUUAAUACCUUCUCAAUCAUCCCAAUAUUGUUAAACUAUAUACUUUCUUUCACACAAGUUAUUAUUAUUAUUUAUAUCAUAGCCACUGAUAUUGUAUUAGUAUUAGAAUAUUGUUGUCAUGGACAAUUACAUAAAUUAUUAAGAUCACUACCAGAAACAUGUUUUACUGAAUAAGUGGCAGCAUUCUACAUUAAAUAAGUAGCUUCAGCCUUAAAUUAUCUACAUAGAAAUGGAAUUAUUCAUAGAGACAUUAAACCAGAAAAUAUAUUUUUAUGUUACAAUCAAAUUAAAUUGGCUGAUUUUACUCAUUCAAUCUACUCUCCUUAAUAAGAAAGAUCUACUUAAUGUGGAUCAUUAGCAUAUAUAUCACCUGAGAUCAUCAAAGGAGAAAACUAUGAUAAAAGUACUGAUAUGUGGUCAUUGGGAGUCUUAGCAUAUGAAUUAUGUACUGGAGAAACUCCUUGGGAAGAUCUAUCAUAUCAAGAAAUGUAGGAUAUGAUUAUAAGUGGAAAUAUCAGAUUCCCCAAUAAAUUUUCUUAAGAAUUAAGAGAUUUCAUAAGAAAUUUAAUACAUGUAGACCCUAAAAAUAGAAUGAAUGCUCGACAAGCCCUAAAUCAUCCUUGGUUAAUUGAUAGUAAAUAGGAAGUAUCUUAAUUCACUAUUGAUAUAUGA